Messenger RNA from Bipolaris sorokiniana ND90Pr, 314 nucleotides. RefSeq lists its product as uncharacterized. Bases 44 to 223 code for a protein of 59 amino acids. The transcript has a single exon. Lineage: Eukaryota; Fungi; Ascomycota; Dothideomycetes; Pleosporales; Pleosporaceae. The record is from RefSeq and is a predicted model, not a curated record.
GCGGCUCUCGAAAUACAUUUGAAUCUAAUAUCCGAUUUUUAACAUGAAAUACAUGAUAGUUCUCGCAGCAAUGCUGCUAGCCGCCUUUGCACGUUGCCAACCAAGUACCAGCGCAUUGCUGGGUGAUUGCGUGGCGUGGUGUUCGGACAGAAACUCGACCCCGAACACGAUCCAAUCAUGCCUCUUGGCAAAUUGCAACACUUGCAAAUUGGUUGGUAAAUAACUAUGGUAGGUAGAUGGAAUACUGGCGACGACGUGUGCUAAUCAUUGGUUCACGUGAAGAAGUUGGAGUGCCAUUGGUUGACUUUGAUGAA